UCAGCGGAGAGGUGUCCCCAGUGGAGCUGCAGGAGCUGAACCUGUGCAGAGGACAGAGAUGGAGUGGCGUCAGCAGACCAGUGUCAGCUGUGCACACGCGUUCAACGAGGCCCAGCGCUGGAUCCAGGUGGUGACUGGAAAGUUGUUUGGUUGCAGUGACUUCCGAGCUGCCUUGGAGAAUGGAGUCCUGCUCUGCGAUUUGAUCAACCAGUUGAAACCCGGCAUCAUUAAAAGAGUAAACAGGCUGUCUACUCCCAUCGCUGGCCUGGACAAUGUGAACGUGUUCCUGAAAGCCUGCGGUAAACUGGGACUGAACGAGUCCCAGCUGUUUCAUCCAGGAGACCUGCAAGACCUGUCCACUCGCGUCACUCUCAGACGUGAUGAGAGCAGCAGAAGACUGAAAAAUGUUCUGAUCACCAUCUACUGGUUGGGCCGCAAAGCUCACCUGGACGCGUUCUACAGUGGACCUCAGCUCAACUUCAAGGCCUUUGAAGGACUCUUAGGUUUGGCCUUGUCCAAGUCCCUAGACGAGGGCAGUAACGUGUUUGUGAGAGACGGCGGGUACAGAGAGUGCUGGUACCCGGAGAGGGAGGAACGUCAGCGUAUGAGACGGAGCUAUAAGAGGGAGAACUCUGUGGACUGUGUUGAUUCUCCGGACUCCCGGCCCCUCCGCCAAAACAGUGAAGGUUGUGGAAGUGAUGCAGAAGCUGAGCAGGUCUUCAGAAUGGAGAGCUCACAGCCCCCAGUCCAUCAGACUAAGGGUCAUAUCCCACAACCACUUCUACGGAGAAAGCAAAGACGAGAGGAGAUUGGAAGCGACGGCCCACUCACCAGAGCAUGUCACAACCAGGUCAGGCCUGAGACUCCGGUUCAGGUCAACCCUGGCUGGAUUUGGAGUAAAUCUCUCAGCGACAUCCCGAUGUUCUACCCUGCGCGUAAACUUCCCAAGCAGAACACCGGUCACGAUGGGGGCCAGGACGCUGACACGGCCGAGGAGUGGCAGCAAGAAGACGCAGACAUGGGCAGCGUUCCCGGCAAGGAGAGCGACGCUCAGUGGCAGGAUGACUUGACAAAGUGGAAGAAUCGUCGCCGGAGCUCCAACACUGACCACCGCAGGAAGUCGCUGGACAGAGAGCAUGUGAUCAACGCGUGCUCUCUGUCCAUGACCAAUGGGGCCGUGAGCAACUUAAAGAACGACACACAACGCGGCGCAAUGCUAAAGAGUGACCAGCCGCCACCGCGCAGGUGUAACCCCGCCCCCCGGCUCCACUCCACCGCUCCUCUGUCCAAAUCUUCAAGCUCCGAUCUCCGGCCACACACUCGAGCUCUGCUGUCCCGCGGCUACGCCACUGAGGCACCUUACAGGCCCAGGGUGACGCUCAUCACCUACAGCUCAGCCCAUACGCAGGGAUCACUGGUUGGCGCCAUGCCUGCCUCCGAUGGGACCAUCCUGGGAGAGGAGACCCACUUUCCCUCCCUGGCUUCAGAGGGAGCAGGAGCCACCACACCCUCGGUAGACUUCCCGUUCAGCUCUCAGACUCAGGUCAAAGCUCAGGGCAGACCAGCUCCUCUCCAGCCCUCAUCUGAACCGGCUCAGCCCCCGAAUGUUCCCAUGAAUAAAAUCUCCACUCUGGUCACCACCUUGCAGCCCAAGGAGGCCACAAAAUCCACCUGCACUGCAUCUAUGUUGAAUCACAGGGAGCUUCCACCCUGCGUCGAUCCAGCCGUUCCCACCUUCGGACCUGCUCCAGUGAAUCAGACGUCUCUGGAGGACACGCCCCAGGAGGAGAGCCUUAAGAAGUCUAGGGAACCAGCUAUGAAAACCGCAGCUACCUACAAGUACUUGGCUAGAACUGUGUCGUGGUCCGGCUCGGCCAGCCUGCCCCGUGGCUACCGGCGGUCCGAGGGCUCGUCCCGUCUCUCCUCUUCGAUCACAGCGAGACCUUUCGGGACCAAGCAGUCGAGGAUGUCGUCCCUGCCGAGACUGUGCACUGUGGACGGCAGCGGUUUGCAGUUGAACAGCGAGAAAGAAAAAUGUCUUUAUCCACCCACGAAGUCUUCUCUUAAAAGACAGACUGCAGCCAGUCACCUGAGGACUUCACUCAGACUGAAGAAAACCAGCCAGGUGAAGCAGAGUGGUUCAGAUCAAGUGGUGGUGGAGGGGGGAGCGGGGGGGUCCAGUCUCUCCACUCAGUCCUCCCUCAAGACCAACGGGUUCCACCACCAGCCCUGCACCCAGACCCAGCCACUACCUCAUUCAACCCUGCAGGCCCAGCACUACAACAGCGCCACUCUGCCGACAACUACCAAGGUGGAUCACAGUAACAUGAGAGUGAGCCUUACCCUUAAACCCAAAAGGGUACCAGACUUCGGCUUGCAGACUCACUGGGACUCGACAGGAGCGAGAGUGAAGUUCAUCCAGCCCGGCAGUCCAGCGGAGCUCUGCCAGCUGCGUGUGGAUGAUGAGAUUGUGGCUGUUGACGGAGUGGCGGUGGCACACAUGAACUACAACCAGUGGAAGGAUAAAAUGACGUCUGCCCUGCAGACCGGCAAUCUGAGCAUGGACAUUAGACACUAUGGCAACAAGGAUUGGAGCUCCAGUGAGAAGAGUCAUCCCGACCAGCCAGGCAGGAGCAGGAUGACCCUCAAUCUGACGGCCGCAGCGCCCGGUCUGAUAGGUUGUCCCGAUCACCAUGCCAACCGCACUGCCUCUACAGAAACCGCAGCUUUGAAACUCAACGGGCACAAAGACAGCGUUGAACAAGGUGAAGUCUUGGAUGGAGGAUCUGCUGAAGGCCGCAGCACGGCCAAAAGUAAAGGAGGUUCCGAAUCUGCGAUAUCUGAUCUCCAGGUGCCGUCCCUCAGCCCCUCCCCAUCCAGCUGGUCGUGGGACCGAGAGGAGGAUCGGCGGCGACAGGAGAAGUGGCAGGAAGAGCAGGAGCGCCUCCUACAGGAGCAAUACCAGCGGGACCAGGAGAGACUGGAGGCCGAGUGGCGCAGGGCACAACAGGAUGCGACUGGGGACUUGUGCAGGAAGUCGGUGCAAACCAGCUUCCAGAUGACCAAUGGCGGUGUGGGCCCUGCCAGAACACAGCUCCAUGUGAAUGCCCUGUCAAACAGAGCUGCACGAGAAGAGCAGAGGCCUGACGGAGACGAGCUGAACGAAUCGGGACGUAAACCUCAGAGUGAUGCACACGGCCAGCAGAGGGAAGCCAUCGCUGAACAAGACUGGGCUUCGGAAUCCUGUGGCUUUGCUCAGCUGUCUACUGCACACAGGGCGAAGUCUUUGUCCUCCCCGGCCUUAGCUGGCUCCCACAAACAGAUACGAGGUGAUCAGAGGAAAAGAAAAGGACAGUCCCUGUCUAAGAGUGAGCAGGACAGGCAGCAGAUUUUGGAGGAGAUGAAGAAAAGGACUCAGCUCCUGACCGACAACAGCUGGAUACGUCCGCGCAGAAGCAGCUUUACCAAGGAACCAGUCUACGGCAUGGAUCCUCUGAAGAGGUACGAGUCUCUGGACGACCUGGACUCUUUGCGUCACCCCCCAGUAUCAUCCGCCACGUUCGGUUUCCCUCGUCCACACUCAGCUGCAGGUUCCUGCGCCCCGAGCAGGAACUGCUCCUCCCGCUACAGCACCGGAGCCAUUUUAUCCAGGAAAUAUGUAUCCAUGGACCCAGCUCAUCACGGCAGUGUGUGGGCUGCCUCCGAUAUUUCGGAGGAACUGAAACUGGAGUCUAGGUUCGAAACUGCAACUGGAAGCCCCACUGUGAGUUAUGACCAAGUCCAGUACACUGGUUCCUCCUUCCUGUGACCGACAUGCAGUGCUCCAGGUCACAGAGUGAGCAGCCGAAUAUAAUCUGUGGAGGCGCAGUGGAAACAGUCCACACAGCCGAGCAGUGACCUUUGUCUCCUACAGUAACUGUUGGUGAAUUUAAGAUGUUGACGUUCUGUGGAUCCUCAAGCAAAGAUUCUGAAUCGUUGCUUUUUAAUCAAAUGUGCUACUUCCUGUCUCUUUUGUGCUACUUCCUGUCUCUUUUCAUGCUAAUUUAUUUCCCAGAAAAUGUAGAUUAAUAUAUGAAAUAAAGCAGUAAAGAGAUUUAUUAUCAUUGUAAUUAGUGUUUGGUUAAUGCUUUUAUUGUAGUGUUAGUGAUGCUGUUCAUUAAAUCGUUGUGCUGUCUUGAAUCUGAGCCCGUUAGUGUGUUUAAAUACAGAUAUUUCUUGUUGAUGUAAGUCAUGUAUGGUGGCACAUUCUAAACACUGUUCUGUUGAAAUCUCACCAUGUGCACUUUGGGGUGAAUAAAUCCGUGGUUUACAUAUAUGUAUUUCUCACAUGAAAAUGGGCGUCUUAACUGAAAUUAUUUUGUAAAUAAAGUGCACUGAACAUUA
Platichthys flesus (European flounder) is the source of this 4383-nucleotide messenger RNA. RefSeq names its product LIM domain 7b (gene lmo7b). Gene Ontology annotation, molecular function: protein binding. The transcript is spliced from 29 exons. Gene Ontology annotation, biological process: regulation of cell adhesion; regulation of signaling. The record is from RefSeq and is a predicted model, not a curated record. Bases 59 to 3808 code for a protein of 1249 amino acids. NCBI's taxonomy places the organism in Eukaryota, Metazoa, Chordata, Actinopteri, Pleuronectiformes, Pleuronectidae.